AGUCUUAGAAUGAAUUAAAUAUGAUUUAAUUUUUUCGUAGCAUCUCCGUUUCGUUAUUUGCGAAAGGUUCUCGAAGUCUGCAUUUUGACAGUUCGCAGCUGUGUGCAUUUGGAUUGUUGCUGUUAUGGAUUUUUAAGUCGUAGAAUUUGUGGUUAUUUAUGUAAACUUUCUGAUAACCAAUGAAAAACAACUGAUUUUAACAAGCUAAAUGUUUGAUUUUAUCGCAACAUUGUAAUCCCACAUCAUGAUUCAAAUAGCCUAUUCACCUCUGAAUAUCAUAAAAUCAUUAUAAACCAGAAUUAUGGACCCAAUAGACAAUGAAUGGCUUGGAAUUAAGAAUGAGCCUAUUGAUGAUGCUCCCCAAGUUGGCAAUGCUGUCCGUAGCUGGCAGUGGCGGGAGCAUGGCCUGGAUCCUCCACACAGUCCGGCCAACAAAACUGUACUUGAAAAUAUAGCAGAGGAUAUCUUAGUGCAGAAACCACUUACUAUAAGAUCCUGUGAUUUGCCAGGCUACCCCAGAUCCACAUUUCUCAUGGUUUUCAGUCCUGAUGGCACUAAAGUAGCAUCAACUCAUGGCAAUCACAAUGUGUAUGUGUCAGAGCUGGCGAGUGGCAAACAUGUGAGGAUAUUGAAGGGGCAUCCUCGUACACCGUGGUGCAUUGCUUUCCAUCCAUCCCAUCCCCAGCUAAUUGGCUCAGGCUGUCUGGGAGGACAAGUCAGGGUUUGGGAUAUAUCCAGUGGUGGCAGUGAAGUAUGGAACGUGCGAAACGAGACGGUGAUAGCUUCCAUCGCCUUCCACCCGCGAGAGCAACUGCUCGUGAUCGCAACGUACAACGAGCUGUACUUCUGGGACUGGAGCCAACCCGCGCCCUUCACUAGGGUAUCCACUAACAAUGUUAAUGAAAAAGUUAGGUAUGUAGCGUUCGACGCCCUGGGUUACAAGCUGAUAACUGGAAUAUCACUCUGGACCACCGGGCCCUCCAGCAACGUCACAACAGCAUUACUGCAACACGGCCCCCCAACCAUCAUGCUGAACCGUCGCGACGACCCUAGCGAAGGCCCCAGUCGCAACCAGGAGAACCCUGGAACUGCGCAGGAUAUGAUCGUUAACUCGUAUCAGAACUUGGUGCAGAGAUAUGACAGCUUGGUGAGGAACUAUCAGAGGUUGUUUAUGGUGCGCCAUAGACUGACUAAUACGCCGCCGCCGCCGAAUACGACGGACCGGGGCACCGACCCCAUGGAGACGGACCUGUCGCCGUCGCCGUGUUUGCCCCAUGCGCGCCCCUCCACUUCUACUGCCAAUGAUGAUGCACAAUCUUCCCCUGGUACGUCACGGCGGCAAGACGGUGCCGAAAGAAGUGACGGGGAGGGCAGCAGUAGCAGUCGCCUCUUGAAUCUCGACGUUUUGUCUAUUGAUGGAAACCCGAGAAGUCAAAACAACCCAGACUCACCGCAACAGGAACAUUCCAUUUUCGGGUCGCGGUCGUCAGCAUUCCAACCCCUGACAGACAGCACCGGAAGGUCUUUCAGAACGAUAGACCAAAACGAACGCACUCGCUUACUGCCAAACCCCUUUUCUUCGACAGGCGGCCUCUCCCGGUCUAGCAGAGUGAAUUUUUCGGAACUUUCAUCCGCAAACGCUAAUUCCUCUCGCACAAGUUUGUUCACGGCGACAUCGUUUGCGAAUAUAGCGGCGCAGCGCCGGCGGCAGCACCUCGCGCACAUGGCCAGCGCGCUGCAAAGCGAAAGCGCUUCCACCUCCUCCGACGCGUCAUCCACCCCCUCCUGGCCGAGGUUCACCAGCCUCCGCCCCGACACUCCCCCUACCACCUCCACAUCCGAACCGACCGCUCAAAGACCCACCAUGACCAACUCUUCGACCCAAAUGAGCCCCACCAGCGCACCCGUGGACGCGCAGGCGAUCAACGAAAGUUUAGAUUUAAUACGUGACAUAUUGAGAGAUUCGGGAACGAGAUUAUUAAACUUGAUCACUAAUAUGUCGCUGUCGACGCUGGCCAGCGUGGAGCGCGGCGGGGCGCGGCGCAGGAGCGCGUCGGGCGCGCGCUCCGACGACAGCGAGGGCGGCCCCCGCCCGCGCCCCCGGCCCCGCGUGCGCCUCUUCAGCUCCAGUCUCCGCCGAGACCUAGUUCUCUCCUCCAGCUCCGACUCGGACAGCGAUGAGUCCCUAGAUAUCAAUAUCUUCAGGGCGCGGCGCACGCCUCUCCAAGUUGCGUCGAGCCUACUCAGGCGGACGCAGUCCAGCGCGCCGGCCGCCGCGAGCACCGCAGACGGUGAAAACGCUCUACCCCAAGGCGAAAGAGAACAAGAACGAGGUGAGCAACCGGAGAGUAGACCUUCGACCAGCACUGCCGAUUUAAAUUCCAACCGCCCGUCUACUAGUAGAGAUAAUUUCUGGACGAGAGGAAGUGUCGUCCCACCCGACGAGGCCUACAGAAGAGUCAGGUCGGGAGUACACGCUUUACAAAAACACGCUCUGCUGUUAACCAAUAUGUGGUUGCGCGGCAACAGGAUUACCAUGCGGGAGCUUCGAGCUAUGUGGGAGAAUUUGCGCCGACGAAUAUUGACGUUGCAUAGGGAAACGGGGCGACAAGACUUACCCAGCUAUUAUACUAGAUCUCUGUUAGAGAGAUGUAUGUUUUUAUCCGAAUUGCAUAGCGCGAGACCCGCGAGGCAUAAUGCACGAAAUGACGAGAGCAGUAGGAGUCAGCCAGAGAGACGGGACGCUUCAGCAAAUUCUGGAACUGCGAGCGCUUCCAAUGUGACGGGGAGUGAUCUUAACACUUCGACAGAAACUAAUAACGACAACCGCGAGCCUCGACCUCGCCGCUCCCCUCAGACGAGGUCUUCCCCGAGCGUCCGCGCCUCGCCUUCCACGCGGCGACGGUUACAGUCCAGCUACCGAUGGCGGCCCGAAGACGAGAUUCGCCGGCGAUCUCGAAAUCCGGCCGCGAACCGGCUAUCUCACAGGCAUCCCCACAACAGAUCUCGUAGAGAUUUUGCACGCGUGAUUGAGAUCAGCGCCACUAGACACGAAAUCCGAAUGCGAGCCAUGCAAGUUCUCUCCGUAAUGUUCAACAUGAUGAUGAUGUGUCUGGAGGAGCGAGGUCUUAGCCAACUUAUUAUAACUAUGUUACGUACACUAAAAAGAGCUUUAGCUUUGACUUGCCUGAUGUUGAUGACAAAUAGAAACGCUGCCAGAUCUGGCAGUAAUUCUGGCUCUUCGAGCACGCGGGUAGAUUCUUCGAAUGUAGUCCGCAUUCAAAACGCGGAGCAUUCGGAACCCGUGAACGUGGAUGUGGACGGCCCAGACGAAGUCAUGUGUCUCAACAACCCCACUCUCCUCGGCGAGCCGGAGUCGGGUGCAGUACCUAUCCAAAAAAUAAAUAAUGAUGCCCGCGUCAUAGAAAGAGAAAGAGCGCGCACUUCACAAUGCGUGGGAACGGGAAUCAGUUCGGCGCCAGAGGAAUCGCCUCCGUCUCAUUCCUCCGCACAGAAGUGGAGCAAUCGGCUCGCGGUGCAAAUAUCAGCUGCAAACAAGAAUAACUCGGCGACGGCAAGAAACAGAAGAGAACUAUAUUUAGAGAGCAGAAGACUUAAAGCGUUGCACAGGACCAACCCAGGUGCACAUCCAAUAGUUAAGAAAAGAGUUCCUCCAAUAUCCCACCACAGGAUCCCAGCUAUGCGCUUCGUGCCCAAUAAAGAUGUUUCCGGGGUAAAUGCUUCAAGAAAUGUUCCUAACACGCUCGAUGAGCCUGUCGCCGGACCGUCGAACGCUUCUCCCUCGAGUGACAACUCCAGACAAGAAUCUCCUCGCGCGGUUGACGAGUUCGAGCAGAGGGUUCAUUUGAUUCGCCUAGCUCACAUGCAAGCCGUUAGAUUGCGAUCGGCGGCGAGGAAUCGUUUCAGACGCUUACAAACCAUUCGAUUGUAUACACCGUCUUCGGUGCGGGAAAUGUUCGCCUUGCAAUCUAACAACCCGGAAAAUCAGCAGCCGGGGAAUAGGUCUCCCAGUGGACCGGAAUUUGGUCGAGGGCGACCGUUCGCGGCGUAUAGGCCGCACAUUCUCGGGUCACGACCCGAGCAGGAUAGAGGGGAGGAUUCCAGCGAAGUGGCCGGGGUUGUAGAGGUGCAGCCCAUGCAGUUUAACGUGAACAACGUGGCGGCGCUGAUGCAGGUCAACGACCACAACGUCAACGAGGCGCCCAGCCCGUCGCAUAGGCUGCCACGCAUUCAAGAGUAUCUGCAACCUAUUAUACUGGCACAGAACGCCAUGGCGGUGGAGGAGGAGCACGGCGGCGGCGGCGGGGGUGGGGGCGGCGGCGGCGGCGCGCGGCGCCUCAGCGGCAUGGCGGGGCUGCUGGACUCCGGCAUCCUGUCCGACGCGCUGCCCGCGCCCGCGCACCGCGUGCAGGCCUGGGACUUCACCACCGGCGACACGCCCGACAUCGCCGACAGUACAAAAAACGUGGUGGUCCAAAGAUGUCGGAUCCACAACGACGCCAGCAUCGACAUAUCAAAGGACGGGCGCCUCCUGGUGGCGUUACUGCCGGUGCCGCGAUUAAGGAAUACUAACCAUUGGCUAGGUGUAUACUCGCUGGAAUGGUCGCGUCUGGGCCAGUGCUUACACACAGCGGUACUAGAGCAGAGCGCGGUCUCGGUGGCACUAUCACCCACGGCGCGGCACCUGGCCGUGGGGCUGGGCUCGCGGCGCUUCACCACGCUACCCAACGCGCGCAACAGCGUGUUCGCGCUGCUGUUCCGACUGGACCCACAUGAGAGCUCGAGCCGUACGGGUCUGUCUCCCAUUAAGGAGUUGGAACAGAACUGGGAGCAAGGCUUCACGAGCCUCAACUGCCUCCGCUGGGCGCCUCAGCCCGGCCAGGGACUCGUCUACGCCAACAACACUGGACAACUCAUCAUCAUGAGCUAGGUUUCUUACGCUCCUCUAGGAGUUGGCACUGAACUGGGAGUCUUCACGAGUCUACUGCCAUUGAUGGGCCCCUCAUCCUGGGUAAAGGCUCAUCUACGCACACAAGAUCGUUCAACUUGGCAUCAGUUAUCCCUUUCUGAGCGCUUUCCACGGUUGCAAAAUUGGGUAAAGUCGGUGACACGCAAAAGUGUCCCAUAUCAGGUUUUAUCAUUUUUGCGAAGGUUGCACCCAAUCGCCCAUCUAGCUUCCGAACCAAAGCGAAAAAUAGACCUUACUGAAAAUGGGUUUUUAUCAAACUUGACUAUAGUUAAAGAAACUCUCUAGCUGCUCAAAGGCUUUUGGCUAAACAAAUCCAUAGAAAGCACCGAGUGCGAAGAAAUAAAUAUUAUGACGAACUCUAACUUAUACGGUAAUAUAUGCGACUACGUUUAGGUUUCUGACUAAAUUGAAUGACCGUUGAUUAACUAUUUUCGCGCCGAGAGACAAAAACGGAGUGUGCGCGAGAUGAUUGCUUCUACGACGAUAUCAGUUUUAGCACGCUUAGAUUAAGUAAAAUAAGCGUUUUUUAUCAAUAUCUUAAAUAUAUAGAUAAGACUUUGAUUAUUUGGAACACUUUAGAAAAUUUGUUGUCUAAAUUAAUUCAAUUAUUUAUGUAAAAUUAUUUCGAACAUGUGUUUUAAAUUAAGUGUAUAAUUUUGAUCUCGUGAAUUAUAUUGGAUACAAAUUUGGCCCUAUUUUAUUCAUAGAAUAGAAUUAUCAUUAAAUUUGGAUGAUCGAAGACCAUUCUUAUUUUAGGGUUUUUACUGAUACUAAUAACUUAUUACUGUUUUACGUAAUUAUUAUUUCGUUGUUUUAAUGAAAUGUGAGGUAUAUUUUAAUGUUCAUUUACAUCUAAAUUAGAGGUACAACGUGGAUAACGUUUCCAGGCAAAGGUCAGGAAAAUGUCAACUUGAAAAUAUACUAUAUUGAAAUAGAUGACUAAUUUAAAUAAGUAUAUCUAAGAAAAUGCAAGACACUAUAUGAAAGACAAAUAGAGUCUGUGCAGAAAGAGUCGUGGGAUCUGAGGGCGUUUCAGUGCUAUUUUAUGGUUUUUGUUAUGCUCACAACACAGUCACGAAAUUAUAGUGCGACACUAAAGAUCAUGAUACUUGAAUCCCGUUAUCUCGGCAUUUUGCCUCGGCUCACUUAAGGGAGCCUGGUGUCGGCUCGGUCACCGAAUCCUAUAAAUUAGCAGAGGCACUACUUUUCACGGAAGUAACUACCAUUUCACCUUCUAACUAGAGGUUCAACCCAACUUUUGUUUUUAUGUUCCAGCUACUAAAAUGACAGUUCGAUUGACAAAACUACUAAAACUAGUUAAGAAUCUGCUCAACCCCAACUGCUAUUCUCGUACUAAACCAGAUAAAGUCCAAUUUACAAUCUAAUUUGCCCAGUCCAAUACUUAUUUUAGGACAACACCGGAUGGGUAAGAUGGGUAGAAAUUGAGCAAUCGAACCAUCAACUUAGUAUCUACGAGUCUGGUAUAAAAUUAGUGCAAGAGGUAUUUUUGGGAUUUAUAUUUUACUUUGUACAAAAUACCUAAUAAUUAAUAGUUCGUAACUAACAGCAACACAAUUUCGGUGGACCUUAUAUCUUUACAAAUAAUUUGUACUACAUUGGCUCAAUGUGUAUUUUGAGCAUAUGCCAUGAAUCCAAAUAUUGUAUAUCUAGUACCUAUACGAACUUAAAAAUAAAUAAACUUAAAUAUUUUAAUUAAAAAACUUUAUUUCCUUAUAAUCGAAGUCUUGAACCUAAACAUUCAAUGUCACUAAUGAUUGAGCUAGCUUCAGAACAAGCAGAAAGAGUGCUUGAGAACGGAGACUAAACUAGGCUCUCCCAUACAUGUCGCGCGAGUGACUAAAAACACGUGAGUGUACACCGUAUAAUUAUUGUCUCACGACAGUUUCAAUUCGAUUAACCAGAGAGACUCAAAUAAAUAUCUUCAUCAGAAUUGGAUGUGCUUGAAUCUGAUACGUGGAUUACAAAUUCGAUAAACUGUACUUUUACUCAAUCCUGAAAAUUAAUUACAUAUACAUAACUAUUAUUUUGUAUAAAAUGUCAAAGUAUCAAAACUGUUUGUCAGUUACAUUAAGAAAAUGAAUGACCUGUAAAUUAAUAUAUUUUGUAUGAAUAUACUGGAAUAUACUUACCGAUUUCGUGUCGGAGAUUCAUUAUUAGGGGGACUAUUGAAUAGGUAAUAAUUCAAUAUUAAAUACAGUAGUAUAAAUACCCGUUGUAGCGGAAACACGUUCUGUGUAUUUUUUGUAAGUCGAUAGUGAAGCUUUAAGCCGCUUUUUCCCGCUGACGAAACAAAAUAAUAAUAAAAAGUAAUUUCGCUUGUUGAGCUAUGUAUUAUUUUGUCCGUUUUAUUCCGUCUCGAUAUUAUUAUCCACAUAAAUCUUGCUGUUUUUGUAAAUAAAAUUACACAAUGACAUAUAAACGACAGAAGUUUGUUUGCUUUUUAUUAGACAUGGGUCUAAGGUUUGAUUGCCAUAUAAAAUUGAUAAUAAUGAUAAUGUUAGUUCCGAUUUCUGCCACGACUCUUCUCUUUCCGCACAGACUCUAGUAUCUUGAAAUCUUGUAGUAGCUGGAUACAUAGUCACAGGUACUUAGUAGGUGUUAUAUAUACACUAGCUAUAGUUCGUUUUUUUUCCUUAGAAAGGAUCCGUAGAUGCCAGCAUAAAGAAUAUUUAUCGAGUAUGUUUUGCGGAAUAACAGUGAAACAAUUUCAAGUAUCAUGAUUACCUAAUACAACUAGGGAAUAAAUCAAAUAAAAUAUUUUAUGAUUUGUUUUUUUUUUUUUUUUAAGUUGUCACACUAUCAACACACUAUAUAUAGAUUAUAAAAUAAAAUUCGCACCUCGGCCACCGGUGGACUUGUAACUUUUUCUUUAUUGUUUGAUUUCAGUUUAUAAUUAUUACCGAAUUGUGUCUAAUAAUAAUAAAGUAUACGUUGAUUCACGAAAGCUGGCACGAAUGGAAUGAACGAAACUUAUAUUUGUAUGAGUGACAUCUGUAUUCGGUAUACUGCCACCAUUUUAUUGGUUAAUGUGAUACACACACAGAUAUUUUUAUUCGCUCAUUCGUGCCAGCUCCUGUGAAUCGAACUGUACUUCAUGCUUACUUCUGCUGAGAUCUACGUAUCUAAUCCUAAAAAAAUCGAAUUAUAAAGUGGGUACAUAAGUGCGCAACUGUUUAUAUUUUAGCAAGACUGAAGAUUUGUAAUGUGUCAUAUCGCGAUUGUGACGGAAGAUUAUUAUGUUUAAAAGCUUAUUAAGUAUGUAUGCAAUAGAUACUACGAGCCACACACGUGGAGACUGUGUGGGGUAACUAGUAUUAUAUGUAUUUAGUUCUUCCAUAAUAUUUAAUUAUCAUAAUGAAAUGGAUAUUUAGAUUAAUCUACAAUAAAAUAUAACGGUUACUGCUUUCUAACUCUUCUAAAAUAUCAAAUCUAAUUUAAGUUGUUUCAAAUGCAUUUCUGUGAUUUGAAUUUUUUUUUUGGGUAUAUUUUUUGUAUCGAUUAACUCCUCGGUUUCCGCUAACUCGAUAUCUGGUCAGCAAUGUAACUUUAAAUUAAAAUCUAGCAAAUAUCAAAUUUCGGGAUUUGAGGUUGAGUGGUUAAUUGGUCAAAUAACACGACAUUAUACAGGGUAAAGAUAGACAGAUAUACCCUUGUUCUGUUUGGUAUAUUUAUUUGAUUAGGCCAAUGUGUUUUUUUUUAAUAGACUAUUUGACUCUUUGGAAUUGAGCUACGGGUGUCGGCGACAGAGUUGAGGUGAAAGGUGAACACACACUCAGCUACGUAGAGCACUAAUUGCAAAAAAACAUUAUCUAAAGAAACUUUAAGCCAUCUUGGAUUUGAGUGUUGAACUAGCUAUACAAAAAAUAAAACCGGACAAGUACGAGUCGGACUCGACAAGCGUUCCGUAGGUACUUUUUAGUUUUUGUUGUUAUGGCGGCAACAGAAAUAUAUCUGUGAAUAUUUCAACUGUCUAACUACCACGGUUCAUGACAUACAGCCGGGUGACAGACGGACGGAUAGCAGAGCCUUAGUAAUAGGGUCCCGUUUUAUCCAUUGGGUACGGAACCCUAAUCUCAAUAUUCUGCCAUUAGGUACAUGUGUUCUGUACAUGGUUGUGGCAUCAACUCUGGUCCCGAAAUGUUACACAAAAUUAUCCUUUGAAGACUGAUCUAAUUUAUUUUUCUGACCAUAACUGGACUGUGAUUAAAUUACCCCAUCUCUUAUACCUACAUUUUCCAUAACUUUAAUUGGAAUGUGGAAUAUUUUCUUUCGCUUUUUUGUAGCCGAGGCAAAUCUAAAUAACUCUUAAAUGAUGUAUUAUUAACUGAAAUGAAAUUAUGUAUUAUUCUAAAUUCAAUCCAAGUGUAGGUACAUAUUAUUGAAGCUAAUAGCAGUUCCAGUGUCAGUACGUAGACAAUAUGAGAGUGUUAUUCACGUGUUAUUGCAUCAUUUGUAGGUAUACCGAUAUUUGCGCUAACUGGUAGACGCGGGUACUUCCCUAGAGUUCUAUAGAACAAACACUUUGUACAAACGUUAAACAUUAGGACGUCAUGUCUAUGGGACGAAAUGGAAGCCAACGAUUACAGAUUAAAAAUAUGAAUCUAUCAUUCCAACAAGGUUGACAUUGGAUGUUAUUGAAAAUAAUCGUCAGUAAAAGAGUAAACGAGGUUGCGAUACUGAUAGAGGAACUUGAUAGAAAUAAUGAAAUAUGAAAAUUCAUCUAUGUGUGUGUAUUUUAUAAAUAUUGAUAUUUUCAUUGACGAUGUUGAAUUAAUCAUCUUAAGUCAAACUAAUGAAAAAUAUGAAAUAUUUCAUUAUUUAAUUUAGUAAAAUAAUUAACUGAAAAGUUUUGGGCGCAUACUAAGUCUGUGAUAUGAUUCAUAUUGGGAAAUAACCAUCCAGCUAUAAAUAUCUUAUCAUUUUAAAAAGUAGGUACCUAUUCAAAUAUCUACUUUAUAUCCAAAAUUCAACAGAUGUGCUUGUAAAUAUAUAUUCUAAUUCGAUAGUUCAAGAUUAUUAUUAAUUACUAUCAUACAUGCUGUACAGCGGGGUUACAUAAUUGCUCGUAUCUAAUAAAAUAACUAUAACUGGAAA
Cydia pomonella (codling moth) is the source of this 10105-nucleotide messenger RNA. RefSeq lists its product as uncharacterized. Gene Ontology annotation, molecular function: protein binding. Gene Ontology annotation, cellular component: intracellular membrane-bounded organelle. The record is from RefSeq and is a predicted model, not a curated record. The transcript has 14 exons. Lineage: Eukaryota; Metazoa; Arthropoda; Insecta; Lepidoptera; Tortricidae. Gene Ontology annotation, biological process: autophagy. The coding region runs from base 302 to 4951 and encodes 1549 amino acids.